AUGGAGGCUGAAUUUUACAUGGCGAUUCUUACCUGCUUGAUCUUCGGGACCUCAGAGGGGUUUCAGAUUGUCCAUACCCGGAAACAACAGUGCCUUCUCGAAAAUAAGGUAGUGUCCAUGGGCUUGUGCAACGAGACCAACCAGAACCAGCAGUGGAUGUGGACUGAGGAUGGAAAACUCCUUCACCUAAAAUCUGCGCUGUGCCUGGGCAUCUCCAAUUCCUCUGGUGGCCCUUCCCGAUCAGCCAUCUUUGUACACUGCUCCCAGGCACCGCGAUGGACUUGCCAUGAGAAAGAAGGGUACCUUGAGGUGGAACAUACCUCUCUCUUUCUCAAGAAACAAGGCAAUAAGGCAGUGGUCAAGAAGGACAAGAAAUACCUCCAUAGCUGGAUGAAAACAGAGGUCAACAAGGAAGGAAAACCAGCCAAUGAAAACCUCUGCUUAAAAAAAGCUGGCCUGGGAGCAGAAGUUUCAGUAAGAAGCAUUAGAAACACAGCUCCUCCCCACACUCCCACUGCUAUUAAUGCUGUUCCACACAGCCCGGAGCACCUCAUUAGCAACACCACAGAGGCCUUCACAGGAAGUACUGCUGAAAACUCCAGCCAAAACAGCAGCCAGAGACAGCACCCCGAUCUGCACGUGACUGGAAGUACAGAGACAUCGUGGGUUCCCUGGACCACUCAGCCCUUCUCCAGCGCCACAGGAGAGACUGGACUAGGGGAGCCAGUGAGGUGUAACUUCACAGUGACAGAUUCCAGGAUCUCCAGCCGGUCUGCAUCCAUCCAGUGGAGAACUCUGGGGCCUCCCUGUAACUUCAGCCUCUUCUAUAGCAGUGACACAUCAGGGAUCAUGCAAUGCCAUCCCAUGAGGAUAGACAACACCACCUAUGAAUGUAACCUCAAGGAUUUACAAGCGGGAACCACCUAUAGCUUCAGGAUUGUGCCUCAGGAUGGAGAAGAGAAAGCUGUUGUGUUGCAAACAGACCCUUUACCUCCUUCAAGAUUUGAGGUCAGUAAAGAGAAGGCUACUUCAACCAGCUUGCAUGUUUGGUGGACUCCUUCUGGAAGAGUCACCUGGUAUGAGGUGCUGUUAUCUCAUGAUAACCAAAAGAUACAGGAGGCCCGCAUUCAAGAAAGUGCUUCAAGGAAUGAAUAUACAUUUUAUAACCUUACUGCUGGUAAUAAAUACAAUAUUGCCAUCACAGCUGUUUCUGGACAUAAACGUUCCUCUACAAUUUAUACCAAUGGAUCAACAGUGCCUUCCCCGGUGGAAGACAUCGGUAUUUCAGCGAAAACUAAUUCGCUCCUGAUUUCCUGGUCCCAUGGCGCUGGGAGUGUGGAAAGAUACCAGCUGAUGCUAAUGGAUAAAGGGGUCCUAGUUAAUGGCACCGUCGUGGACAAACACACUACUUCCUACACUUUUCACGGACUGACGCCGGGCCACCUCUAUAACCUCACCAUUGUGACGGAGGCUGCAGGGCUGCAGAACUCCAAGUGGAAAGCAGCCAGGACAACCCCCAAUGAAGUCUUAAAUCUGAAGGUGACAAAUGAUGGCACUUUGACCUCUCUAAGAAUCAAGUGGCAAAUACCUCCUGGAAAUAUAGAUUUCUACAACGUUACCCUGUCUCACCAAGGGGCCAUUAAAAACUCCAGACAAUUAGCACCCCAGGUUACGGAAACCCAAUUUAAAGACUUAACCCCUGGACGACUUUAUCAAGUUACGGUCAGCUGUGUCUCCGGUGAAUUGUCUGCUCAGAAGAUGGCAGUUGGCAGAACAGUUCCAGAGAAAGUCGGGAACCUGGAGGCACAUAGCAAUGGUUCGCUGAGGUCCCUGGUAGUGAGCUGGUUGCCCCCUGCUGGAGACUGGGAGAAGUAUCGUAUCCUGCUCUUCAAUGAUUCCUGGGUGCUGCUCAACGUCACUGUGGGAAAGGAAGAAACGCACUAUGUCAUAGAUGGCAUGGGGCUCAUACCAGGAAGACAGUAUGACAUAGAAAUCAUUGUUGAGAGCGGAAAUCUGAAGAACUCUACGCGUUGCCAAGGCAGGACAGUCCCCCUGGCUGUCCUCCAGCUUCGUGUCAAACAUGCCAAUGAAACCUCACUGGGCAUCCUGUGGCAGACCCCAGUUGCAGAGUGGGAGAAAUACAUCAUUUCCCUAGCAGAUGGAGACCUCUUGCUCAUUCACAAGUCACUCCCUAAAGAUGCCAAAGAAUUCACUUUUACUGACCUGGUGCCUGGACGAAAAUACAUAGCUACUGUCACCAGUAUUAGUGGAGACUUAAAAAAUUCAUCUUCAGUGAAAGGAAGAACAGUUCCUGCCCAAGUGACGGGCUUGCAUGUGGCCAACCAAGGGACAAGCAGCAGCCUGUUUACUAACUGGACCCAGGCAGUGGGAGAUGUAGAAUUUUACCAAGUCUUACUCAUUCAUGAAAAUGUGGUCAUCAAAAAUGAAAAUGUCUCCAGUGAGACUAGCACAUACAGCUUCCACUCCCUCAAGUCAGGCAGUCUCUACUCCGUGGUGGUAACAACAGUAAGCGGAGGGAUCUCUUCCCGACAAGCGAUGGUGGAAGGAAGGACAGUCCCUUCCAGUGUGAGUGGAGUAACGGUAAACAAUUCUGGCCGUAAUGACUAUCUCAGCAUAUCCUGGCUGCCAGCUCCUGGAGAUGUGGAUAACUACGUAGUGACACUCUCUCAUGAUGGCAAGGUAGUUCAGUCCCUCGUCAUUGCCAAGUCUGUCAGCGAAUGUUCCUUCAGCUCCCUCAUCCCAGGCCGCCUCUACCAUGUGACCGUAACUACAAGGAGUGGCAAGUAUGAAAAUCAUUCCUUCAGCCAAGAUCGGACAGUGCCCAACAAGGUCCAGGGAGUCAGUAUUAGCAACUCGGCCCGAAGUGACUAUUUAAAGGUAUCCUGGGUGCAUGCCACUGGAGACUUUGACCACUAUGAAGUCACCAUUAAGAACAAAAACAACUUCACUCAAACGAAAAGCAUUCGCAAGUCUGAAAAUGAGUGUGUAUUUGUUGACUUAGUCCCUGGACGGUUGUACAGUGUCACUGUUAGUACAAAAAGUGGACAAUAUGAAGCCAGCGAGCAAGGGAAUGGGAGAACAAUCCCAGAGCCUGUUAAGGACCUAAUGUUGCGGAAUAGGAGCACUGAAGAACUUCAGGUGACUUGGUCACGAGCUGACGGGGAUGUCGACCAGUAUGAGAUUCAACUGCUUUACAAUGACAUGAAAGUAUUUCCUGCUUUUCACCUUGUAAAUACUGCAACCGAGUAUCGAUUCACCUCCCUAACACCAGGACGCCAAUAUAAAAUUCUUGUGUUGACGAUCAGUGGAGAUGUGCAGCAGUCAGCCUUCAUUGAGGGCUUCACAGUUCCUAGCGCUGUCAAAAAUAUUCACAUUUCUCCCAAUGGGGCAACAGAUAGCCUGACGGUGAACUGGACCCCUGGUGGGGGAGAUGUUGAUUCCUACAUAGUGUCAGCGUUCAGGCAGAAUCAAAAGGUUGACUCUCAGACUAUCCCCAAGCACGUCUCUGAGCACACAUUCCACAGGCUGGAGGCCGGGGAACAGUACCAGAUCAUGAUCGCCUCGGUCAGCGGGUCCCUGAGGAACCAGAUAGAUGUGCUCGGGCGGACAGUCCCAGCUUCUGUCCAGGGACUAACUGCAGACAAUGUCUACAGCAGUCAUUCCUUAGUAGUAAAUUGGCAAAAAGCCACUGGCGUGGCAGAAAGAUAUGAUAUCCUACUUCUAAAUGAAAACGGGAUCCUUCUGAGUAACACAUCAAAGCAAGCCUGGGCUAAGCAGCACAAAUUCGAAGACCUAACACCAGGAAAGAAAUACAAGAUACAGAUACUAACUGUCAGUGGAGGCCUCUUUAGCAAAGAAGCCCAAACUGAAGGCCGAACAGUCCCAGCAGCUGUCACCAAUCUGCAGAUCACAGAGAACUCCACAAGACACCUGUCCUUCAGCUGGACCUCCUCAGAGGGAGAGCUCAACCGGUACAACAUCUUUCUGUACAACCCAGAUAGAACUCUGCAGGAGAGAGCUCAGGUUGAUCCACAAGUCCAGAGCUUUUCUUUCCAGAAUUUACUACAAGGCCGAAUGUACAAACUGGUGAUUGUAACUCACAGUGGGGAGCUGUCUAAUGAAUCUUUCAUAUUCGGGAGAACAGUCCCAGCCUCUGUGAGUAACCUCAAGGGAUCCAAUCGGAACAUGACAGACAGUCUCUGGUUUAGCUGGAGUCCAGCCCCUGGGGACUUCGACUUCUAUGAGCUGAUUCUCUAUAAUCCCAAUGGCACAAAGAAGGAAAACAAGAAAGAGAAGGACCUGAUGGAGUGGGGUAUUAAUGGUCUUGUUCCUGGAAGGAAGUACACCCUGUGUGUAGUAACCCACAGUGGUGAUCUCAGCAACCAAGCCACAGGCGAGAGCCGAACAGCCCCAAGUCCUCCUAGUCUUAUGUCAUUUACUGAUGUUGCAAACACAUCCUUGGCCAUCACCUGGAAGGGGCCACCAGACUGGACAGACUACGAUGACUUUGAGGUGCAGUGGUUACCCAGAGAUGCGAUCACAGUCUUCAACCCCUACAGCAACAGAAAAUCAGAAGGACGCAUCGUGUAUGGCCUUCGUCCAGGGAGAUCCUAUCAAUUCAGUGUCAAAACUGUCAGUGGUGACUCCUGGAAAACCUACAGCAGACCGGUCUCUGGAUCUGUGAGGACAAAGCCAGACAAAAUACAAAACCUGCAUUGCCGACCUCAGAACUCCACAGCCAUUGCCUGUUCUUGGAUCCCUCCUGAUUCCGACUUUGAUGGGUAUAGCAUUGAAUGCCGGAAAAUGGACACUCAAGAAGUUGAGUUUUCCAGAAAACUGGACAAGGAAAAAUCUCUGCUCAAUAUUAUGAUGCUAGUGCCCCAUAAGAGGUACCUGGUGUCCAUCAAGGUGCAGUCAGCUGGCAUGACCAGCGAGGUGGUGGAAGACAGCACUAUCACAAUGAUAGACCGCCCUCCUCCCCCACCUCCACAUAUCCGUGUGAAUAAAAAGGAUGUGCUAAUUAGCAAAUCUUCCAUCAACUUUACUUUCAACUGCAGCUGGUUCAGCGACACCAAUGGCGCUGUGAAAUACUUCACAGUGGUAGUGAGAGAGGCCGAUGGCAGUGAUGAGCUGAAGCCAGAACAACAGCACCCUCUGCCCUCCUACCUGGAAUACAGGCACAAUGCCUCCAUUCGAGUGUAUCAGACCAAUUAUUUUGCCAGCAAAUGUGCCGAGAGUCCUGACAGCAACUCCAAGAGUUUUAACAUUAAGCUUGGAGCAGAGAUGGAGAGCCUGGGUGGAAAAUGUGAUCCCAAUCAGCAAAAAUUCUGUGAUGGACCACUGAAGCCGCGAACUGCCUACAGAAUCAGUAUUCGAGCUUUUACACAGUUGUUUGAUGAGAACCAAAAGGAAUUCACAAAGCCGCUCUAUUCAGACACAUUUUUCUCCUUGCCUAUCACCACUGAAUCAGAGCCUUUGUUUGGAGUUAUUGAAGGUGUGAGCGCUGGCCUGUUUUUAAUUGGCACGCUGGUGGCUGUUGCUGCCUUAUUCAUCUGCAGACAGAAAGUGAGCCACGGUCGAGAUAGGCCCUCUGCCCACCUGAGCAUCCGCCGGGAUCGAUCGUUAACUGUCCACUUGAACCUAGGCCAGAAAGGUAACCGGAAAACUUCUUGCCCAAUAAAAGUAAAUCAGUUUGAAGGGCACUUCAUGAAGCUGCAGGCUGACUCCAACUACCUCCUAUCCAAGGAGUAUGAGGACUUAAAAGACGUGGGUCGAAACCAACCGUGUGACAUUGCACUCUUGCCGGAGAACAGAGGGAAAAAUCGAUACAACAAUAUAUUGCCCUAUGAUGCCUCACGAGUAAAGCUGUCCAAUGUAGAUGAUGACCCGUGCUCCGACUACAUCAAUGCCAGCUACAUCCCUGGCAACAACUUCAGAAGAGAAUACAUUGCUACUCAGGGACCUCUUCCUGGCACUAAGGAUGACUUCUGGAAAAUGGCGUGGGAACAGAAUGUUCACAACAUUGUCAUGGUGACCCAAUGUGUGGAGAAGGGCCGAGUGAAAUGUGACCAUUACUGGCCAGCGGACCAGGAUUCCCUCUACUACGGGGACCUCAUCCUGCAGGUGCUCUCGGAAUCCGUGCUGCCUGAGUGGACCAUCCGGGAGUUUAGGAUAUGCAGCGAGGAGCAGCUCGACGCCCACAGACUCAUCCGCCACUUUCACUACACAGUGUGGCCAGACCACGGAGUCCCGGAGACCACCCAGUCCCUGAUCCAGUUUGUGAGAACCGUCAGGGAUUACAUCAACAGGACACCGGGCGCCGGGCCCACCGUGGUGCACUGCAGUGCCGGCGUGGGUAGGACUGGAACCUUUAUUGCACUGGACCGAAUCCUCCAGCAAUUAGACUCCAAAGACUCUGUGGACAUUUACGGAGCAGUGCAUGACCUAAGGCUUCACAGGGUUCACAUGGUUCAGACUGAGUGUCAGUAUGUAUACCUGCAUCAGUGUGUAAGAGAUGUGCUCAGAGCAAGGAAGCUACGGAGUGAACAAGAAAACCCCUUGUUUCCAAUCUACGAAAAUGUGAAUCCAGAGUAUCACAGAGAUGCGGGCUAUUCAAGGCAUUGAGAAUGUCCCCGAAGAUACCCUGGAUAAAAGCUAUUCACUGUGUGAUUAUUUUUUAAACUCCCUUCAUGCUCUACAGAGGUGCCAGCUAUUUCUAUUGAUACUAUGUAUAAUUUAUUAAUCUGGAGAAUUUUAAAGAAUUUAUAUAAUUUAAAAGUAACAGAUAUUAUUGUACAUAGUUGUAUUUUGUAGUUUCUCCUGUAAAUAUGUAUUUUUCCAUAAUGUUUAAUAUUAAGCUUUAUAUGAUACUAUUUUCCACACUGAGGUGUUCCUGGGUUGUUCUACGUAAGCCAAUUCAACCUGUAUGACAGGACUGCCGUACAUGGGGGCGGGGGUGGCCUCAGAGGCGAUCCCUGGGGCCGUGGUUUUUACCAGUUUUCAUAUUCACUGAACAGGAUCAAGGACAGGGCUGGAGAGAGCAUGUAGUACGCUGGCUUUGCCGCUUGCAGUCCUGAGAAUCUUGGGAUCCAAAGAUGAUCCAAAUGCUGUUUGGACAAAUAUGACAGUCAUAAAAGGGACUGAGAGGAGGAGGAGGAAGGGAUUAAGUAGCGCCAAAGCUGAAGGAGGCGGUGGUGCCUGAAGCAGUUACUCUCUCCCCUUUCUCCUGCCGGAGGUUCCAGCCUGGGGCCUGCAGUGUGAGUCCAGGCUGCAGGGUAGAGGGUUGUGGCAGAGAAGGAUGCAAACGGAAGUGGUGAAUUCCUUACAUCAAGAAGAAUGCCACCUGGAACCCUGACUGGAAACAUAAUCGACAUGCAAAGCACCAUCCAUAGUGAUAGGAGAUGAUGCCUCCACAUCAUGGCAUGGAGGGCGAGCACGCCUGCCCUGACUAUGACGCGUGUGUUGGUAGAAGUACGUACACGUGUCUUUGUCUCAUUUCCAGUGGGCUGCACUCCUGGAAAAGUCAAAAUUAUGCCAGUCAUACUGGUUUUUCUAUGAAAAGAAGAUUUUAGGAGCAGAUUAUACUCUUGAUCAAAGGACCCAACAUCAACAUUUUUAUAGAAAUAUUCACAAAAAUCACAUACAGCUAAUGGGGGGGGGGGGCAGGGAGUAGCUCAGUGGUGUUUAGUAUAAAAUUUUCCAAAAGACUUUUUUAGUAAAUCAUUGAGGUCAAAAGACACUACAUACCCUACCAAGUUUAUCUUGGGUAUUUGUGCCUAUUUUGACGACAAUAACUUCAGUGAAAGAUAAAAGCAAGAGGAAAAAUAAGCAGAAUUUUAAACUAAUGUCGCUCAGCACAAAACACAUGAAUCCAUAGAAAGACAAAUUCAUUUUGGCUUUUCAUUCAUUGAGAAAACUUGUACGAAGUGCCUGCAACCUGCCAGGCAGUGUCCAGAAACUACAUGUUUCUACCGACAUAAAAGAAUGGUUCACAGUAACAAGUUAGGGUUGUUGUUACUAUUUCCAGCUAAGCUUGAAGGAGGCCCCAGCCAGACAGCGAGGUAACUGAGCCAGGCCAGGGCAGCGGGCCGCCUUCCUCAGGCCACGCUGGCAACUGCUCAUGCUGCUCCCAUAGCAAACCACUGCAUCGAGAAAAGCCAUCAAUUAAUUACACAAACCAAAAGUUGAAACCGUAAAAACCUACACAUCUGUAGCAGUAGAUAACCCUCACAUGUCCUGGCGUAUCUGGGGUGGAAUCAGCGUUGUGGGAAUGGACACGACAAGGGAAAACUGUGUGUUCUUUUGGUCUAAUCCAGGAAACACUUAUUCUUACCCUCCACCUAUCUAAUUUUAAAUUUCCUUAGCAACAAUUACUUCACUAACUUCCCUCCUGCCGCCACCAAAGACUAAAUACAUAAUCUAGUUUAUCUAUUAAAUUUAGGAAGGGGGAAAACAGGUUUCCUUGACAUUCAGCUCAAUUGGCUGUAUUUUAAUUUAAUUCCAUCAUGUGUUAUGUCUUGGUAAACACUCCAUUUCCUGUCGUGCUGAGCACUCUGACUGUGCACCUGUGCGGGACACUUUAAUCAUCCAUCUUCAAAGUGCUUUGGAGCUAUCAAAUCUUGGGAGAGGCCCGUCUUGCAUCUUAAUAAUUAUUUAUCCAGGUUCUUUAUAAUUAACCCCUUGAAUCUCUACUCAUUAAGUCAAUUUUGUCUUAUCGUUCUCUUGUUCCGUGGAUUGCAGCCAAUUUUUCAGGUCUCCAAUUAGAUUUUUCAAAGACUCAUCUCCCUUUCUGGGCCUGCCCAUAUAUGUCCUGAGUAAUUUGCCAUUCCUUCAUGAUUAUGAGGUCCUAUUUUUCACUAUGUGUCCCCCGCUCCCUUUUUAAUAUGUUUGCUUUCCCAGUCGAAUGUGAUUUUAUUUUCUGUUCACUUUAUCUCCUCAUAUUCAUUAGUGUUUUAUAGUCCUUUCAGGCUCCAUCCAUGACCAUUUAUAAAUACUAAGAUGACCACAGCACAGACAUUUGGGAACAGUUUUAUUUGGGAGGAUCUUUAAUUAAUUCUUUAUUAUCUCUUGGAAGAAAACCCAAAAUGGCAUGUGAAAAUAAUAUAAAACUACUAAGCAGGUGUCCAGCAAUACAAAAAUAGACCUCAUAUGUUAAUACUUCACAGUCUGAUUCUCUUGCCUUAGUGUCUCAGAAAGCAGCUCCUUAUAUGAAACAUUCUUUUUACCUUUUGCAAGAACAUUAACUACCCUAUACUAAAUUCACAUUCGUUUGGCUUUGUGGGUGUUUGCAGUUGGAACCCUGAGAUCGCAACCUGUCAGGUCUGCCUUACAGCGAGCAGAGGGUCUGUGCCCCAACUCUGGAGUCCUCCAGACCUAGGUGUGAUUGCACACAUGAACCAGAGCAAACGUGGCCUGGUGCAAAGCAAUAGGUAAUAAGCUGCUUGUUUGAGGUGACAGCUCAAGGACUUGCCAGGUUCCCUUCACUGAGGAAAUGAGAGCAAUUGAUCAGCUGAAGAAACAGUGGCAAGUAGGUAGCUGUGAGCAAGCCCUCAAACCUACCUCAUUUCUGAAGAGUAAGAACGGGAAAGGCUCUCAUCAGCCCACAUUCCCUAAGUUUCUGAGUAUUCUUAACCCAAGAUUUCAAAUCAUGUCAGGUAUCCAGACAAUGUUUCACAUAAAAGGAAAAUCUGUAAGCAGUGACUGCAGAAAGCAAGUGAAAUGAUGCAAAGAAGGGGCAACAGUUGAAAAGGAGAUCUAACCAGAUAUCGUCAGGAAGAGAAACUGGCAGCCCUUCUGUCAGUCCAGUCUGUUCUUUUAAAAUGUCCCAUGUUUCUAUUAGGACCUAUUAUCCUUUGGGGAAUCACUUUGAUCACACUGGCCAGGUGAUUUACCUGAUUAAGCUAUUGAAUUGAUUCCUUUAGCUUUGUAAAUUGACCAGGUGUUUGACUAAAUUGAUUGAUUUUGAAAUUCUGAACACAUUAGUUUAGAUUUUUGUAGUGGAUGAAGCCCUUGAAAAUGUUUGGCCCUUUGAGUUAAAAUGCAGGGUAUCAUUUGAUGUAGCCAUAGUAGUAGCACGAAACUGUUCUCUUCUAAAAAUGUUUCUAGAGAUGGAAAUAUUUCUGACUAAAAGAAUACUCUCCACUCCUACAGAGGCUCCCUAGGGAUAAAUGUAUACAAUAUAAUGAGGCAUUGUGUUGUUUUAAAAGUUGUCUAUAUAGAUACAUCCAUAAAAUAAGGAAAUUGUUGGUAAAUGUUCCUAAAAUAAGAGGUUUAGGUAAUGGAAAUAAAAGAAGUCUGUUAACAGAUUUACCAAAGAUUAUUUUCAUAACCUCUAUGCCAAUGUACAUGCUCUUAUACUGGAUACCAAAAUAAGUUGUUCAAAACUGUGAAUAAUGUCCGACAAAUGUAAUGUGUCCUUUCUAGAAUAUUCACAAGAAAGGUUAGUUAUGGCUGUUUUCUGCCUUAAGUAAUUUCUUUUACGAAAUACUAUUUUCACCCUAAGAGUUAGCUUUCUGUUAUGCUAGAGAUGCUGUAUUUUAAUAGCUGAGUAAGUAGAGAAGCCUCCCAACGAGAAAGGAACCUGAGCAACUAUGGUUUUAGGAGCUUGUAGUCAAGUUGGACAGUACUUCAUCUGCAAGCUAGAAGGAGAGUCUGCAGUGGCCCCCUGCCGUUUCCUAGUCAGCCACGCUGACAGCCAGGCGCUCCAAUGUCCUUGCCUGAAGAGCUCUCGAUCGCUGGCCUUCCAGCGGAACGCUUCAGGCUUGUAAAUUCUGCAAGGACAAGGACAAAAUCUUUAAUCUCUCUCUCUUCCUACCUUGUACAAAUUAGUGAGCAGCUCACAGAUAAAGAAUAUAUACUUUUUGAGUGGAAAUUGCUCCUGGCCCUAUACUUUAGGUGGUAAGUUGUCAGUAUCUAAUAACACUAUUGCCCACAGAGGUUCAUCUGACUGUUCCUUGAUUUGUGUGAAGUGUAAAUAAAUAAGGUAAAUAAAUCCAAUAACUGAACUUGUUAUGUUCUAUAAUACAGCACUUUUAUGUUUUUAAUAUCAUGUAUCAUAUAUUCUUUCUCCACAAAUCUGGUUAUUUAAAAUGGCAAUAGAUGAUUCUAUUUUUUCAUACUAUAGUACCUCCCCCUCAAUGUUGUAUUUCUAACCAACUGUAUUUGAACAAAGAAAUUCAUUAGUCUUUCUAUUUAAAUUAUGUAUUUGCUUAAUAUAUUUUCAUACUUGUAACUGUGGUCAAAAAUUCUAUA
This is a messenger RNA of Pteronotus mesoamericanus, 11271 nucleotides long. It is a transcript of the gene PTPRB, whose product is annotated as protein tyrosine phosphatase receptor type B. The transcript is spliced from 34 exons. The record is from RefSeq and is a predicted model, not a curated record. Gene Ontology annotation, cellular component: signaling receptor complex. Bases 1 to 6645 code for a protein of 2214 amino acids. Gene Ontology annotation, molecular function: cadherin binding; protein tyrosine phosphatase activity. Gene Ontology annotation, biological process: angiogenesis; peptidyl-tyrosine dephosphorylation involved in inactivation of protein kinase activity. Lineage: Eukaryota; Metazoa; Chordata; Mammalia; Chiroptera; Mormoopidae.